UAUACUUUAUGAGGUAUUAUCUAUGACAUUGUUUAGUGUGAAAACUGCUCAUAUUUAUCAUUUUUGCUUUCAAAAUACUGUUCAAUAUUAAAGUAUUUUAUAAACACACUACAAGUGUUUAUGCACUUGCUUUCAAAACCUAAAAGUCAUAUGGUCAGAUUAUUGUGAUUGGGGAUUCUCAAAAUUCUGGGCAGAAUCAGGCAAAGUGAACAGGAGUCAUUUACUUUCUUGGUGUAGAGCCAGAGGCCAGCUCUUUAUGAAUGUGAUUUCUAUAGAAUGACGUCGUAUAUAGUAAAAUUACGUCACCCUAACCCACCCAAAUAUUACCGUGUCGAGACUCGAGGGCCGAGAGGCAGUCUGGUGCAAAACGCAUGCAGUAUUUGCUAUGUUUUAAAAAUGAAAACUUCGCAAUCUUCAUCGAAAAUUGCUUCCGUUGUGGAUGUGAAAUAUAGAAUAACCUUGAAUUGGCGGAAAUCAUAGCGCAGCUGUAAAUUGCUAAAUAUAUUUUUGACGUACGCUGACACGUACCGGGAAGUUGAUUCACGGUUGAUAAUUUAAAUGAACGUUUUAUUUAAAUGAACGUUUUUGAAAUUUGAAGACCUAUAUACAAUAAAAUCCUCACAAAAUUAUGCAAUAAAACCAGUCGUUUUGCGGUUAUUUUGAUUAAGUAUUAAUGGUUUAGCUUACGUAACAGCGGUCAAGUUGAACCUCGUCUUAACUCUUAACAUUGUCUUGCCUAUGAAUGCAUGGCUUCCUCGCUACAGGGGUCUGUGACCCACGAUUUUGCGUUCAAUUUGAAUACUUUACAAAUGUAAAUGACCAAUCGUAUGCGGCUGUCAAAACAGUUAAAGUCGCCCACGUAAAACAGCAAGCGUAAUCGCGUAGUCGGCAAAACCGUUUGUAGUACAAGCAACAGGAUCUUGCGAUAUCUUGACAGCAUCAAACGAUGUUGUAUCGGAGCUGGUAAGGGUGUCAUAUGUCGACCUCGUUUCUAAGGUUACUUUGGCGUGAUUUGAGUGGAAUAUAAAAGCUCAGAACGUGUUUGCCGUACGAGUUAAUUGUUGUGCGUAUCAACCUUCUGUGGAAUAAAAAAAUUGCGAUGGGAAAUCUUUUGAUGGUUUCCUUAGACCGACUUGCCUCGGCUGUGUCGUCUCCGUGUCAUAUCGUUAUGCUUGGCUUAGAUAACUCGGGUAAAACCAGCCUUAUGUACAAGGCAAAGCUGAAGGAAAACGUGAAAGUUCAUCCUACGACAGCGUUCAACGUGGAGUGUGUGAACGCGACUAAGAAACUAAAGUUUAAAAUUUGGGACAUCGGUGGUCGCGAGGCUAACAGGCCAUUAUGGAGAGCGUAUGUACGUAAAACCGAGGGUAUGGUUUUCGUUGUCGAUAGUACGGACUCUAGUCGCUUCGACGAAGCUCGUCAUGAGUUGUUUAAUUUGUUAAACUCGGAGUCGGCACAACUCAACGAUGUUCCCAUAUUAGUUCUUGCGAACAAACAGGAUUGUGUUGGCGCAGUGUCGCCCGACAUGUUGGCGAGAGAGUUGAACUUGGCGGAGCUAAACGACCGCCAUUUAUGGACCGUUGAACCCACUUCGGCGUGCAUCGGCGAAGGCUUUGCCGAUGGUUUGAAAACUCUAGGGAAAAUGAUCGCACGUUGUAGGGGAGAUUAUUUAAGAGAGCCGAGUGAAGAGAAGACCCCAAAACUAACGAGGCGAAACCGCAAAAAACGAAGGCGAAAUCGCAGAGGUUCCGCGGGUAGUUACGAAGGAGUUUUAAUAUAAAAUAUAUGAAAAUAUCCCUUGUGUGAUCACGUUAAAUUCAUCGAAGAAUACAGUAUGAAGUAAAGAGAAGUUUCGAUGUGCGAUCGUUGUUAUAGUUUUCUUAUAUCACGUUACAUCAUCUUCGGCACGAAAAUAUUCAACGCUUAGUAAACAUGGAUGUAAUCCUAAUACUCACGGAAUUGUUUUGCUUGUAAAUAUUACAUUAAAUAAAAGAACACACAUCCUGUCGAAAGAAGAUGCCUUCGGGCUGAAGGAUUUCUUCGAAAUGAAGAAGAUAUAUUUAUUUGCGGUUAAUUUUCCAAGGAGGAUGGCAAUGCAAUAUAAUUCAGUGGACAUUGUAAUUGAUAUAUGCACGGCUCUUAAGCCUUCAAAGAUGUGUCCAAGUUCAAGAGCUUUUAGCAGGAGAAUGCCAUACGCGUGAUGUAUUUUUGACAGUAGAAUAAACGCAGGUUCUUAAUGGAAAUGAGUGUUUUCGGCACAAGUUUAUCUCGUGAUUCUGUGACAGGAUGGAAUUUAGAUUGCAAUUUAAUCAUAUUUGAAUACGCCUGCAGACAUAUCUUACAAUGUCAUGACGAUAUACCUGUUCUGAUAAAGAAAUAUAUUAUUGACAUUGUGCAAUUUGAAAGAAGAAUAUUUAGUUGAUGGAAAGGAAUACGAGAUUGAUUUUGAAGGUGAAGAUUUCCUAAACUGGAACCAUUCAAACGCCGGUUCUGAUAGAUUUAUUCGCGUGCUUCGUACAAGAAAUUCUUUGCUCAAUAGAGGAUUAUCAGACAUUGUGAAACCAGCCUGAAUUGGAAUGCAAUAAAUCGAAUUGUGUCUAUGCUAUAAUUAGGUCGAAAUAUUCCAUUAUUUUAAACUUCUCAAUUGUAAAAGGAUAAUUAUAUAUAAGCUGAAUUAUUCGAUGAAUAGUGAUACAAAGUUUUAUUUUAAAAAGCCUCUUUCAAACGUUGUCGUACUCGAAGCAAUGGGAUAAUCAGAUGAAAUAACACCUCAUCUUCUCGUGAUUACAAAAAUCCCCCUACCUACUUCCUGAGCAAGGGCAUUUUGGUAAAGAACUCUCUUUGUAUAUUCUACAAGUUGACCAUCCAAUUACACCACGUUAUUUUAAAGAAAUUCACUGUACUGAUAACCCACCCUUUUCCUAAAGUUGUUUGUGUUCAUUGCAUUGUGUGUAGGAAGGAAAAUAACGUUUGAAUCAGGCUAGCCUGUGAUAAAAAAGAAAUAUAGACGUUUUUGAUACAGUGACAUAUAUAUCCAUAGACUAUACAUACGUAUGUAUAUUUUCAAAAGUAUUUAUAUAUAACUAAAGAGUGGAAUUUAUUAAAUGAUUUGAAUGCUUAAGCUGGUUUAGACUUGUUUAAACAUCAUCUAAAGACUUAAAGUGAAUUUGUUGCUAUAGUCGUGUUAUGGU
This is a messenger RNA of Dendronephthya gigantea, 3191 nucleotides long. RefSeq names its product ADP-ribosylation factor 6-like. Gene Ontology annotation, biological process: intracellular protein transport; vesicle-mediated transport. The transcript has a single exon. NCBI's taxonomy places the organism in Eukaryota, Metazoa, Cnidaria, Anthozoa, Malacalcyonacea, Nephtheidae. Gene Ontology annotation, molecular function: GTP binding; GTPase activity. The coding region runs from base 1100 to 1780 and encodes 226 amino acids. Gene Ontology annotation, cellular component: cytoplasm. The record is from RefSeq and is a predicted model, not a curated record.